UUUGCCUUCCUGACGGAGGUUGAGGAGAUUUAGCAAAUACGUGACAGUUGUAUACUGUAGGCACAGUGCAUUGUAGUCUUUUGCGUACUUCUAAGGGUACAAGACUUGGGCACAUCUGCUUUGACUACCGACUCUAAUCUCAGGCAUUGUGCAGUUUUAGCUGACUUAGAGUGGGCAUGCAUAUGGGGAGGAAGUCCGGCGCUCGAAUAUUACCGAUAUCGACACCAUCACCACCAGUGCCACUGGACGAGCGUACCGCGUCUACGACGGUGAAACUCCCGACAGAAUACUCGCCACUACAUAUGCCUAUGAAUCUCACACGCGAUGAGGCGCAGCUCUUCCACCACUUCAUACGGCACCUGGGUCGCUGGCUAGACUGCACCAACGCAGCGCGUAUAUUCACGCUAGUUGUGUCAGAGAAGGCUAGAACAUGUCCUAUCCUCGUGAACGCCGUGCUAUGCUUCGCUGCGCGCCAUCGCAGGGAAGACGUUGUCGCUGAGGCGGCAUACGAGCGCUGCGUCGCGCUGCUUAUCAACCGUCUCAAUGAGAGCCCUGCCAGCUACGAUGAGAUGUUACUGGCGGCUGUGUUGUUGUUGCAUUUUGCUGACCAGCUAAUCACCCCAUCCCGUACGUGUCCGCGCGACAAACACCACCUGAAAGGAACUUCAAGCAUCCUGCGUGCCUCGAUGAGCGCACCCUUUGCUGACCCCUCAGCGACGUCCCUGCGCGACGCCGCCUUCUGGCUUUACGUACGGCAGAGUCUGUACAACGCUACCAUCAACCAGGAGUCUCUCGACAUUGACUUCUCACUACAGCUCUCUCCCACGCCAGAUUGCAUGCGCGACACGCAUUCGCUGGCGUGGUUAAGAAUAGAGACAGCCUGGGCGAAUCAGAUGCUGUGGAUCACUGCUUGUGUGGCUAACUUUUGCUUCUCCGGGUUCAAAGCGCAAUACCCGCAGAGCGAGACCGUGAGGAAGGAGGCGCAGUGGCAGGAGCUGUGGGAUAGGAAUCAGGCCUGGCGGAACAGCAGGCCGCAUGUGUUCGAUCCAAUCGGAAGCGGACCAGCGGACGAUGGGCAUGUGUUUCCGGAUAUCUGGUUUACGGCGGACUGGCACGUACUUUCAUACGUCUUCCACCACUUCUCAUGCAUCCUACUUCUGCGAUACAAACCAGACUCGAGAUUCCCCAUCCGGUGGGUUCCUCACAAGCUCUCCGUCUCAGACUGCAAGAUCCUGCAGCACGCACGCGCUAUAUGCUCGGCGUGCAAGUCGUCGAUGCAGAACGUACAGUUGCUAAUUGUCCUCUGCCAUACGGUUUUCAUAUGGGGUCCUCUGCUGCCAAAUCCCGCAGAGCGGCAGGAGGUGAUCCGGAUGUUGAGAGUCUUUGAAGAGACGCAUUCAUGGCGAACGGAGUGGAUUGUUGAUGCGCUUAGGAUGGAGUGGGGAAUAGCCUCGAAUGGUGGUCCGGAGCGUGAAUGA
Messenger RNA from Macroventuria anomochaeta, 1478 nucleotides. RefSeq lists its product as uncharacterized. Gene Ontology annotation, cellular component: nucleus. The transcript has 5 exons. Lineage: Eukaryota; Fungi; Ascomycota; Dothideomycetes; Pleosporales; Didymellaceae. Gene Ontology annotation, biological process: positive regulation of transcription by RNA polymerase II. The coding region runs from base 177 to 1478 and encodes 433 amino acids. Gene Ontology annotation, molecular function: transcription cis-regulatory region binding; DNA-binding transcription factor activity. The record is from RefSeq and is a predicted model, not a curated record.